UGAAAGAACACAGUUCAGGCGUCGUCACGCCACUGCGCCGCCGCCGCUCACGCGCAGCACUGCGGAUACUGUACGCCGACACGGUGGUGAAUUUCGGUCCGUCUCAGAGCAGUGCUGCGGUCAUCAUGGCUCUCUUCCACUAUGUCACCCAAGAGCAACUCUCAGGUUUUGAUAAAUAUAAGUACAGUGCGGUUGACUCCAACCCCCUCUCUAUCUACGUCAUGCACCCUUUCUGGAACUCAGUAGUGAAGAUCUUGCCCACAUGGCUUGCCCCAAACCUCAUCACAUUUACAGGAUUCAUGUUCCUGGUACUAACCUUCACCUUGCUGUCCUUUUUCGACUUUGACUUUUAUGCCUCAGGGAAAGGCCAUACACAUGUGCCAAGCUGGGUGUGGAUAGCUGCUGGUUUGUUCAAUUUUCUGGCCUAUACCUUAGAUGGUGUGGAUGGCAAACAGGCUCGGAGAACAAACUCCAGCACUCCGCUGGGUGAGCUGUUUGACCACGGCCUGGACAGCUGGGCAUGUGUGUUCUUCGUCGCUACAGUGUACUCUGUGUUCGGACGCGGAGAGUCUGGUGUCAGCGUGGUGACGCUGUAUUAUCUGUUAUGGGUCGUGCUGUUUUCCUUCAUACUGUCUCACUGGGAGAAGUACAACACUGGGAUUUUGUUCCUGCCCUGGGGCUACGACAUUAGUCAAGUGACUAUCUCUGUCGUGUACAUAGUAACAGCGGUGGUUGGUGUGGAAACAUGGUACAAGCCUGUCAUUGGGAAUGUUCAUUACAGAAAUCUCUUCACUGUUCUGAUUGUUGGUUGUUUAUUUGUUGUCACACUACCAAUGAGCCUCUACAAUGUCUUUAAGGCGUACCGUAAUAACACCCUGAAGCACAGCUCAGUGUAUGAGGCCUUGUUACCGUUUUUCUCUCCCGUCCUCCUGUUUGUGCUGUCUACACUGUGGAUCAGUCUCUCUCCUACAGACAUAAUCGAGAAGCAACCCAGAAUCUUUUAUCUCAUGGUGGGAACAGCCUUCUCCAAUGUUACUUGCAAGCUCAUUGUGUGCCAGAUGAGUAAUACUCGAUGCAAGCCACUGAGUUUGUUGUUGUUGCCGAUGACAGCUGUGGUGUUGCUAGUGAUAACUGGGACUUUGCAGGAUGGAGAAAUUACUGUCCUUUACAUAUGGACCGCCAUAGUCCUCCUCACUCACAUACACUAUGGAGUAUCAGUUGUGAAGCAGCUGAGUGAUCAUUUCAACAUAUACGCUUUCUCACUAAAGAAACCCAAUUCAGAUUGACAAGACGAGGAGAAAAUCGGCCUGAAGGCUGCUGAGGUUUAAGCUAUCUCUGCAUGCUCUUCAGCUAGCCGACUCUCACCAAUCACCAAGGAGACACUGCUAACAACAGAAAACCAAAUUGUACUGACCAAAUGCGCCACCUUAUUCUGAGGAUGCUGCUCAAUCAACAAAUAAAUGGAGCUGCACCACAGGGUCCACUGAUUCCUGAGGCAGAGCUGCACCACAGGACCCACUGUCCCCAGAGGUGAAGCUGCACCAUAGGAUAUGUUGGGCUCGGACACACAAUUACACUAUGGGACUCAAUAGCUCAGAAAAACAGGACCCAUUGAGCCCAGGAUCUACAUUGCCUCGACCUUGUAGCUGUGUAUCAGGGCCCAUUCUUCCCAGAAAAAGCUGUAUCGUGUUGCUCACUCCGAGCCGAGACAAUUUGGUUGCUUGGUAUCCUUGAAGCUGGGGUUUUUGCUUGUUUCCUAAGGAAAUGUGCUUUUCAGCAGAGAUACUAGGAGCCUUGAAUGGUUAAUCUCACUUACACGCUCUCAGAUAAGUCACGCGCAAACCACAUGAUGAUGAUUACACACAUAUGAUGAUGUGAUGAAUGUCUUAAGCCUAUUCGAUUUGAAGAUUUUAUUUACAUUUAAUUUUGGCCUCAACUGCUCAAUUUGGGGAGUUUUCUUUUUUCCAGUAACAGGCAUUAUUAAAUUAUGUUUCUAUAAUGGACAGUAUAAGCCAGCUGUGAAAACGGUCUAAUUUUCAGUUAAUAUCAAACUUGUACAUAUGUAUGAGAGAACGGGGAUGUUAGAUGCUUAUUUAAAUCUAUGGUGCUUUUGUUGAUCUCUACAAUAAUGCAAAAUUGUAAUAAUGACAUGAGACAAAUUUAAACAACCACAUAUAUCUAUCUAUAAUAUCACACCGCUCAAACCACAAUCUCACCUGACCGAUUUGAAUUUGUAUAACUACUUCAACUGGGAUAUUUGUUUGUUUUCGUUUCCUUUUACACUGGUGAUGGUGUGUCCGCGUGCCGAUUUUCAUUUUCUUCUGGUUCUCUUUUUAUUUGCUUCACUAGUCGGCUUUUAUUAAGUUUAUUUGUUCUUGAAUGAAGAGUGCACUUCAAACCCUGAACAGGAGAGGGUGCACUUGGAGUGAGCGAGUCAAACCUCGCUCCGUCUAUAAACAUGAUAAAAGCACUAGUCUGUGUGCCACCGACAUGUCCGUUAAACCUGCAGACUGCAGGUGUCAUGGUCUGCAUCAAGCUCAUUCCAGCAUUUAGUCGGUUUUCUGUUCUUUUGUUUAGUUUACGUAUCUUACUUUCUGUUUGGUGGACUGAGGGCUUAUAUAGGUACCGGUAAUAAGAUUUUUUUUUUUUUUACUUUCAAUGGUUGUCUGAAGUGUAUUGUGUGAGUUGAAUGUACAGUAUGUGUAAAUAUAUGGAUGAGUGAGUGUGUGUGUAUGCGCGCGCAUAUGUACUGUAUGUAUAUAUCUGUGUAUGUUUUAGGCUUAUACACUCACUCUAGAAACCUCAUGCCUCCAUAAUAUAUGUCCUGUUUCUCUGAAAUGAGACCCGGUUAAAUAAUGUUUAAACAUGUACAGUCUAUUCAUGCUGUUAUAACAUUGUAUUGCUGUUCAUCUUGCUUUUAUUAUUUUAUCUUCAUAAUAUAACAGGAUGCAUAUUUCUUAUCCUCCAAAUACCUGUUUCACAUUAAUUGAGAAAUGACAUGGCUAAAAAAUCUACAUACUUUAGCUGCUAGUCCCAAGUAACGUCUGUCUUUGUUAUUACAUCAGUAUCUAAUUACUGUCCAGCAAUAUGUUAUUUGUUAAAAAAUUACGUGAUGACACUCACUUCUAAGGGCACUCCUGCAAAAUUUAGAGCAGAAAGCUUUUAGCCAGAAGAUGGCGCUUUUCUUUUUAUGCAGUAGAACAUAGAGUCUGAUGGUAGUGCCUUUGAGGGUCAAAAUCACUAGGCAAAUAAAAAAAAAAAUGUAGUGCACAGAAUAUCAGAGGCUGCUGCUGUCAAGUGUGGCUGCUUGAUGUGUUUUGUUUGUGUCACUAUUAUCCUCAUCAUUUUUAAAACAAACCACUCUUAAAUGUGACCAUUUUGUUUGCAGGAGGUCUCUUAUCAAGUGCUGUAUAACUGCAUUUGUGUGAUGCUUCGGAGAACAAGCAAAUGUAACUUUUAUUUAAAUUUUUUAUUUUAAAGUGGGGUGAAACCUCUUAAACCUCUGCAUAUUGUAAAACAAAAUCCAUCCAUGUUGUAACAUUAUCUUGUGCUGCCCCAUUAAAUGUAAGUGUAUCCACAGUA
Carassius auratus (goldfish) is the source of this 3582-nucleotide messenger RNA. RefSeq names its product selenoprotein I (gene selenoi). The record is from RefSeq and is a predicted model, not a curated record. NCBI's taxonomy places the organism in Eukaryota, Metazoa, Chordata, Actinopteri, Cypriniformes, Cyprinidae. The transcript is spliced from 10 exons. Gene Ontology annotation, biological process: phosphatidylethanolamine biosynthetic process. Gene Ontology annotation, cellular component: endoplasmic reticulum membrane; Golgi apparatus. Gene Ontology annotation, molecular function: ethanolaminephosphotransferase activity.